Messenger RNA from Babjeviella inositovora NRRL Y-12698, 1459 nucleotides. It is a transcript of the gene CMK1, whose product is annotated as protein kinase. Gene Ontology annotation, molecular function: ATP binding; calcium/calmodulin-dependent protein kinase activity; calmodulin binding. The record is from RefSeq and is a predicted model, not a curated record. Bases 85 to 1380 code for a protein of 431 amino acids. Gene Ontology annotation, biological process: cellular response to oxidative stress; protein phosphorylation. Lineage: Eukaryota; Fungi; Ascomycota; Pichiomycetes; Serinales. The transcript has a single exon.
UCGAUAUUGCAUACUAACACCUUAUUACAAGUUAUUUUUAGUUUAAACCCUCCUUUACUCGCCCCACAUUCAAAAAUAGCAACCAUGACAGAUAUUAUCGUGGUCCAGCCCAUUCUCUGGCCCUCCAGAGACAACGUCAUAAGGAAGAACAUCAAACAGAAGCCACAUUCCAAGUGCAAAUAUCUAUUAUCAUCCACAGUGUUGGGUACGGGUUCUUUUUCUGAGGUGGUGACGGGGAAACACAUCGACACCGGUACUCGUUAUGCAAUCAAGAAAAUCCAAAAGCUGAUGGUGCACGGGCGUGAGAGUCUCAUCCAGAAAGAGAUCACCGCGAUGAAGCAGGUUGGCAUACAACACCGACACCUCCUAUCACUUGUGGAUUAUUUCGAAACGGAUGACGAGUUAUAUUUGGUUACAGACCUCGCCUUGGGUGGCGAUCUCUUUGACAAAAUAGAACGCGAAGGGACACUCCUGGAGAGCCAUACCAAAAGAAUUGUGGUGUCCCUUGUCAACGGUAUCCAAUACUUGCAUUCCCGGUCGAUUGUUCAUCGCGACAUCAAAGCCGAAAACAUUUUCUUCUGGGCUAAGAAUACAGCAUCGGACAUUUUACUUGGUGAUUUUGGUUUGGCUGAAAUACUUGCUCCGUCAAAGUUCCUGUAUUCUGUGUGUGGGACUUACUCGUACAUGGCGCCAGAAAUAUUUACAAAGGAAGGAUAUAGUUAUCCAGUGGAUAUGUGGGCCUUGGGGGUUUUGACCUAUUUCAUGUUGUGUGGCUACAUGCCCUUCGACUGUGAAACAGACGAGGAGACAAAGGAGGCCAUAAUGAAAGCAGACUAUAUGUAUGAACCUCCGGAAUACUGGAACCAUAUCAGUGCAGAUUCAAAACAGUUCAUUGGCCUGUGUUUCGUUACCGAUCCGGUACUGCGUAUGACACCUGGGCAAGCUUUGGGUCAUCCCUGGUUAAGGUCGGAAAUCCCUCGAACUGAGUUUAUACCACGUGAAAGAACCAAUAUCCAUCAAGCCAUUUGUGGAGAUCUAUCACCGGUGUUUAGCUCUCAAAUACUGCCCACACUGAAUAGACCAAAAGCGAUGGUCCAGGAAAACCCCAAAACUGCAAAAUCGCAUUUACUUUCACCUCCAUUAUCGGGCACUAGCCUUCACGGCGAGCCUUUGGGUCUAGACAUGCAUGCAACCAUUGCUGAAAGUAAAAUGGACGGGUUAUUAUGUGACCCUAUUGAGACUGUUGACUUUAUCCACAGUAAUAUCAGUAGCAUUGUCACUUCGAGAAGUAAUUCUAGGGUUUGCUCAAGAAAAAACUCAAUAGAUAUGACGGUGAUCGGGGUAAAGUUAGGCACAGUGGAAGCCACCGGGUAUCGGUGAAAUAAGACUGAAAGUUUCUCGGUGGCAAGGUAAAUUUUAGUUCAGAACACUUAUAUAUGAGUUUGUUUUAUGCGUUUGC